AUCCAAAAAUUUUCGUCGGGCUCAUCUCUGUUUCUUCUCCCUUUCCCUUCUCUCUCACUCUCUCCUCCCCUGGUCUUCCUUCGCUGGCGGCGACGCCUGGGCCAGUGGCGGCGCCAUUCGUACGUCUUCGCCCAACCCUUUGCCGGCGACGAGCAUCCACCAGAGUAGUCGGUGUAAUCAAUACCAAAAUUUGAAUUUUUGCUGGGUGAGAAGGCUCAGCUCUGCUCAAAUGGAUUCUGCUUCAACUACUGUGCCUUUCAUUGUUGUGUUUGUGACUGUUCCAAAUAGGGAAGCAGGCAAGAAGCUAGCUGGAAGCAUUAUCAGUGAGAAGCUUGCUGCCUGUGUUAACAUAGUACCUGGUGUUGAAUCUGUUUACUGGUGGGAGGAGAAGGUGCAAAGUGAUGCUGAAGCAUUACUCAUUAUCAAGACAAGGGAAUCUCUUCUAGAUUCCUUAACUGAACAUGUGAAAGCCAACCAUGAGUACGAUGUUCCUGAAGUCAUCGCUCUGGCCAUACAAGGAGGCAACCUGAAGUACCUAGAGUGGCUCAAGAACAGCACUGGGGAAAACUGAUGCAGUGUUCUCGGGAUCUCAGCGUGCCUGUUAGUAGAGCGAGUGACUAGCUCCAAAGGUGGUGCUUCUGUAGUAGGAUGUGGCAAGCUGCCAUGCAUUUCUUGCUUUCUCCUCAGCCCUCGCGGCCUUCCAAGCGUAAUCCUCUCCGUGUUUGUGACCUCAUUUCGUUAGUUUAAGUUUAAUCGUUCGGUGGUAGUUCCGUUUCCAAGAUGAUGGCAUGCCAGAGCUUCCCAAUUGAUGUGCCGAUUGUUAGGGAUUGCCACCUCCGGUGUGGGUAUAGCCGAAGGUUAUGAGCGACUUUGUCUUGCGCAAGGCCCAGAACAGUAACCUUCGGGUACAAACAUUUCGUCCUCUCUGGUUACAUGAUGGAUCUCACGAACGAUCGAAAGUUACAUGAUGGUGGUCAUGUUGUACAUGCCAACCCGUAAAUGACCAUU
This is a messenger RNA of Panicum virgatum (switchgrass), 1008 nucleotides long. Its product is annotated as protein CutA 1, chloroplastic. Gene Ontology annotation, molecular function: copper ion binding. NCBI's taxonomy places the organism in Eukaryota, Viridiplantae, Streptophyta, Magnoliopsida, Poales, Poaceae. The coding region runs from base 230 to 571 and encodes 113 amino acids. The record is from RefSeq and is a predicted model, not a curated record. The transcript has 6 exons. Gene Ontology annotation, biological process: response to metal ion.